Cyclocybe aegerita is the source of this 1437-nucleotide messenger RNA. Lineage: Eukaryota; Fungi; Basidiomycota; Agaricomycetes; Agaricales; Hemipholiotaceae. The record is from the annotation of a GenBank genome assembly.
AUGCCGAAGGUUCGAACUCCGUGUACAUGUGCUAAAAUCUAUUUGAUCUCUACCACCACCACGCCGUCACUGGGCCCCCUACACUCACUCUCUUUUGGCUGGCCCUUCCAUAACACGAUGUCCGCUAUACACUUCCGCGCACCUACUGUGCGGAAGCUUAUUGGGGUUGCAGUCCUCGCGACUGGAGUUCUCGCACUCUACUCCUACAGCACAGGGACACCACUGCGGUUUACCAGCUUCCAGACGCCAUGGUCACAGAAAACGUGCACACCACAAGCAUACUCGGACGGCACUUGGGUGUACCACCCGCGAACGAAUGCCACGAAGAUGACAGACCCAAAAGACGCUCACGCGUUCUCGGGAUUCGAGGCGUGUGCCAGCUCAAGAGAAUACUUCUGGCAUCUGGCGUCUGACAGGGAGGACCAAUGGGAUCGAUUCCCUAAAGCCCAGUCUUGGCAGUGGGUGCCAGGUCGAGGGUGUGAGGACAUGCGUUCGUUGGACCCCGCCGCCAUGGUCAAGGAUAUGGUGGAGGAUGGCGGGUGGUAUCUGGUCGGAGACUCUGUCAGCGAGAACCACUUCUUCUCGCUGUCAUGUAUCCUCUACCCCCACGUUAGGGCCGAGCCAGAUUGGACACUCGGCGGGUUCGAUCGCGCCUGGCCACAAUACCUCUAUCUCAAGCCAGAUUCUCCGAUGAUUCCUUACAUCAAGUUCCCCGAAGGCUUCAACAUUUCAACAACACCUCUCGUCAAAUUCAGGCGGAUCGACAUCCUUCUGUCGCAGGAGCAGCUCAUUGGUAUUCACAACUCCAUCCAACCUUCUGAUACGGUGCUGGAGGAUGCCAGCCUGUUCAGCGAUGAAGCUGUAUGGACCAUGCCUCCGUCCGAGUAUCUCGCCGAGUUCAACGCUCCACUCCCAGAAGGCAACUAUGGGACGAUGAUCGUUAGUACCGCCGGCCACUGGACAACGAAUCUCUUCGCCAAAACUUCACCUCCUGGGAUCGAGGGCGUGAUUAAUCUGUUCCGCGAGGCAAUGAAGCACUGGAUGGAUGAGGUGCAAAUGGCGCUCUGGCAGAGUCACAAGCUACGGAGCGCGAAGAUGGGUGCUUCUCAAAGGAAGAGGCCGCGCGUUGUCGUCCGCGCGUAUCUUCCCGGCCACGAGAACUGUCAUGACCACCGCGACCCAUGGAAGAAGAUCCAGCCGUGGAACAACAGAUGGUUCAACUGGGCCGAUAUCUGGGAGUUCAACGACGUGUUCGAUAAACUCACGUCUGACAACAAGAAGUACCCAGACAUCCACUACCUUGGUAUUGACCGGCCGGCCCGCCUACGACCUGAUGCUCACGCUUCAGGGGAUUGCCUGCAUAUCAUGUCUGGCGCUGGCGUCCUCGAGGGAUGGUCGCAUUACAUCUGGCAAUACGUCACGAGAGAGCUGUCCUAG